This is a messenger RNA of Raphanus sativus (radish), 963 nucleotides long. Its product is annotated as F-box/FBD/LRR-repeat protein At5g18770-like. NCBI's taxonomy places the organism in Eukaryota, Viridiplantae, Streptophyta, Magnoliopsida, Brassicales, Brassicaceae. The record is from RefSeq and is a predicted model, not a curated record. Bases 1 to 963 code for a protein of 320 amino acids. The transcript has 4 exons.
AUGUUAUUAGGCGUCUCGUCUAGUUCAGUUGGAGAGGGACAAGGAGUAGUUAUCAGAGGGGAAGAAAUGAUAAGCUUAUUACCUGACCCAGUGGCGGAUCCACUUGAGUCAAUAGGCUUUCUCACCACUGAGCAAGCGGUUCAGACAAGUGUUUUAUCCUCUAGUUGGAGACAUAUCUGGAGAUGGUUCCCUAGAUUAGAACUAGACAGCUCUGAUUUCACAGACGACCAAGUCUGUGUGGCUUUCAUCGAUAAGUUUCUUGCUUUCCAAGGCAAGUACUUCUUGCGUGAGUUCAAGUUGACCAUUGACCACGACAUCUUUGGUGGUGAUUCUUCUCUUUACGAGCCUUGUCUAGGCAGAGUGGAUAUGAGGAAGCUUGAAGGUUUCCAAGUCGAGAAUAGGUUUGGACCUCAUAGCAUUGAUGACUUCAGGACACGGUUAACACUUUCCGUCUGUGAAGCAUUGGUCUGCUUAAAGCUCCAUUUUGUUAGGCUGAAUGAUGAUUUGAACUCUCUUUCCUUGCCUUGUCUCAAGAUCAUGUUCUUGGAAGACGUUGUUAUGCCUAGUGAUGCGGCUGCAGAGGCGCUGCUCUCCUGCUCUCCGGUUCUUGAAGUUUUGAAGAUAUGCCUUAGUAAAGAUGAUUUUGUGGUAGUUUUACGUGUCUACUCACCGUCGCUUAAGAGCUUCACUUUAAAACAUGUUAAUGCUGCUGAUGCUGUUGUACAUUCAGUUGUGAUUGAUGCACCAAAACUUGAGUAUCUGAGUCUCAUGGAUUACUACCAUUUCAGAAGCUGUGAUCAAACACAAAAGAGAAAUGCAAAAGACGAUUGUUCACCCGGACUUCGUUGCCUAAUGUCCGGGGAGGGAUCGAUCUCGCGAGUGAAGAAGAUGAAGAUCGUUGUGGCCGUUAUGUCCGUUAUAACGGCCUCUCCUAACGUCGCAGUCAAGACGACGUCGCAGUAG